Molecule: messenger RNA, 639 nt
Organism: Quercus robur (English oak)
Lineage: Eukaryota; Viridiplantae; Streptophyta; Magnoliopsida; Fagales; Fagaceae
Product: disease resistance protein RUN1-like
Exons: 2
Coding region: 1-639 (212 amino acids)
Biological process (GO): signal transduction
Source: RefSeq, a predicted model, not a curated record
AUGGAAGACACUUCUGACUUGCUGAAGCAUGGGAUGCAAGAGUUAUUUGUUGUUCAUAACAGGUCAUCCCAACCAUCAAUUCCUAUAUCUCCCAUGUCUCUUGUGACCGGCAAUGAAGUCUCAUCUUCCUCUUUCACCCCCCGACCCAUGAACUUUGACGUCUUCUUGAGUUUUAGAGGUGAAGAUACCCGCCUUGGUUUUAUAGGCCACUUGUAUAACGCUUUGGUUCGGCGGGGUAUUCGCACCUUCAUCGAUGAUAAUCUCCCAAGAGGAGAACAAAUUUCUGCCCAACUUCUCAAAACCAUAGAGAGUUCAACAAUUUCAAUUGUCGUUUUCUCUGAAAAUUAUGCAUCCUCCGCUUGGUGUUUGGAUGAACUUGCCAAGAUUGUUGAGUGUAAGAAGAAUGAUCAGUUGGUGCGGCCGGUUUUCUACAAUGUGGAUCCAUCAGAAGUUCGUAACCAAAAGGGAAAAUUCGGGGAAGCACUGGCUGAGCAUGGAAAAGUCAAGGAUAACAACAAGGUUCAAAGGUGGAGAGAAGCUCUAACUGAAGCUGGCAAUAUAUCUGGUUGGCAUUACCAGUAUGGGUAUGUAUUCAAUGACCAUUCUUGUGCUGAUUUCUUAGUUUUAAUGGCUUUGUGA